Messenger RNA from Durio zibethinus, 2877 nucleotides. RefSeq names its product Tetratricopeptide repeat (TPR)-like superfamily protein. The record is from RefSeq and is a predicted model, not a curated record. NCBI's taxonomy places the organism in Eukaryota, Viridiplantae, Streptophyta, Magnoliopsida, Malvales, Malvaceae. Gene Ontology annotation, biological process: RNA modification. Gene Ontology annotation, molecular function: protein binding; zinc ion binding; RNA binding.
UUCUUACAAGUAUUAUUCAAAAACACAAGAUUUUUUAAGUGUGACCAAAUUUUCACGUGAUUGAAAUACCUUAAUCUCAGUCUUAUUUCAAAAUCUUUUUCGAUAAGUAAUCAAAAUAAUAAUUUUGACGAUCAUUGAAUUAUUUAUGUCCGAUUAAUUAAUUCGAUUUUAACCGAAUAAUGAACAUUUUUGUUCUAUUUUUAAUUUUAUUUCCCAAAGGAAGCCCUUGAACCAAAAUUUCAGUUUUGCUAUGAACUCCCUGCCGUUUACCUUCCGUACGAAAAUCUAUUUCAUCAAAACCCUUCAAAACUGUAAUGACCUCGUUUUUGCAACCUUAACCCACGCUAAGAUCCUUAAAUCUGGUUUCCUUAAUGACACUUUCACCACUAAUUACCUCAUAAAUUGCUACAUUAGACUUCAAAAAACAGCCCCAGCUUUCCAACUGUUCGAUGAAAUGCCUGAACCAAACGUUGUCUCCUACAGCUCUCUCAUGUCAGGUUAUAUCAACGUGGGUAAACCUCAAAUUUGUCUUUGGCUCUUUAGAGAAAUGCAAAAAGGUACGGUUUUGCCAAAUGAAUUUACCUUUGCAACUGCUAUUAAGGCGUGUUCCAUACUAGCUAAUCUUAAAGGAGGGAAACAAAUUCAUGGACAUGUGGAGAUUUUUGGUUAUCAAUUUAACCUUGUGGUUUGCUCUUCACUUGUUGAUAUGUAUGGGAAAUGUAAUGAAGUCGAUUUAGCUCGGCGGGUUUUUGAUUCAAUGGAGGGUAAGAAUGUUGUAUCUUGGACGUCAAUGAUCACAGCAUAUGCACAAAGUGGAAGAGGGCAUGAAGCACUUGAAGUUUUUAGAGAAUUUAAUUGGUUAGUUCGGGAGCAUGCAAAUCAGUUUAUAUUGGCUAGUGUUAUUAAUGCUUGUGCAAGUUUGGGGAAGUUGAUUUCAGGGAAGGUUGCACAUGGGGCAGUGAUUCGAUGUGGCCAUCAUUUGGAUGAUGUAGUUGCCAGUGCAUUGGUGGAUAUGUAUGCCAAAUGUGGUUGUAUUGUUUACUCUGAUAGGGUUUUUCGAAGAGUUUCGAAUCCUUGUGUGAUCCCAUAUACUUCCAUGAUUGUAGCUGCUGGGAAACAUGGACUUGGUAAAUUGUCUAUUGAACUUUUUGAGGAAAUGAUCGAUAGAGGAAUAAGGCCUAAUAAUGUAACCUUUCUUGCGGUUUUGCAUGCCUGUAGCCAUUCGGGACUUGUAGAUGAAUCCCUUGAGUACUUGAAUUCCAUGUCUAGGAAACAUGGGAUGGAGCCAGAUGCAAAGCAUUAUACGUGUGUUGUUGAUAUGCUUGGCCGAACUGGUCAUCUUGACGAGGCUUAUCAGUUAGCAAAAUCUAUUAAAGUGAAUAAUGAUGAAGGAGCGGUGUUGUGGGGGACACUUCUCUCUGCUAGUAGACUUCAUGGAAGGGUAGAGAUUGCUGUUGAAGCUAGCAAAAGGGUAAUAGAAUCCAAUCAACAAGUAGCUAGUGCUUAUGUUACAUUGUCAAACACUUAUGUAUUGGCUGGUGAGUGGGAGAAUGCUCACAGUCUUCGGACCAAAAUGAAGCAGAAUGGAGUUUGCAAGGAACCAGGCUGCAGUUGGGUUGAGAUAAAGGACUCAACUUACGUCUUCUAUGCCGGAGACGUCUCAUUCGAAAGAGGGAGCGAGGUAUUGAGCAUGUUGAGGGAGUUGGAAAGGAAAAUGAAAGAGAGAGGUUACAAGGGAAGGACAACAGGUUUGGUAUUCGUUGAUGUGGAAGAGGAAGCCAUGGAAGAAAUAGUAGGCCUUCACAGUGAGAAACUUGCCUUGGCUUUUGGGUUGAUAAGUAUACCCAAUGGAGUAACCAUUAGAAUAAUGAAAAACUUGAGAAUGUGCAGAGAUUGCCAUGAGGCAUUCAAGUGGAUUAGUGAGAUCACAGAGAGAGAUAUCGUCGUGAGAGAUGUUAACAGGUUUCAUCAUUUUGACAAAGGACUCUGCACUUGCAGAGAUUUUUGGUGAUGUUAAUUGUAUCUUUUUGUUUAGCCUUGUGCUAGAAAAUUAUCACAUUCAAUUUGAUCUUGCUUUAAUAAAGAAAAUCAGUGAAAAUGACAUAAUCAAAGAUGUGGCAAAUUUUAGAUAAUUUGAGAUCAAUUUAGAUAUGCCCAGACCAAAAGUAAAGAUCAUUUAUAGACAAAAUCCAAACUAGAAGCUAUAUUGGUUACAUAUUCAAGAAAAUAUUCAUUUCAUUGUAUUGAAUAAUUGGUAAAUCAGCAAAGAAGGAUAUCCUCCCAAAUCUGUCAGAAGUUUGAAAUUACAAAGCCAAUUCCUUUCAACCUAAGAUUUGUGCAAAUACAAAUGAUUGCAAUCCACUGACUGAACCCAGAAAAUUGAAGCUUUCACACAGAUUAGACAUAAUUAGUCAACCAAAAAAUAUAUAUACAAGGGAGUGGACAGAAGAAAACUAAGCACUACAUGUGAAGGACUCUCAUCAACAGAUUUGCAGUUCACACCAAUGAAGCAUGAAGCAGUUAACUAAUCUAAAGCAAAGAAAGAUACUUCUAAGUUAACAAUCCUCCUCUGGGUGUCCCCUCAACUCCAAAAAGAAUAUGAACUCUUUGAUUCUUUCGACUCGAAACGACUGCAUGUGAUUAUUUACACCCACAAUGAUCAAAUUAAGACACCGCAUGCCUCUAUCCACCAUAGUUCUGAGAAAAGUAAUGAAAACAAGCCAGAAGCAGAAGAAAGGAAGGAAAGCAAAGUUACUGUCAGAUGUUAAUUUCACAUAAUAUGCUGAAAAAUAUGGCAUGAUAUAAUAUAGCAUACCUGAAAAUGCAGAUUGCUUCUCUAAGUUUGAAACUUGCACAAUUAUCUAAAGCACACCAAGC